UUCAGUUUCAACGUCCUUCAAAAAAGGGGCAUUCUUGUAUGUAGAAUAUUUCAGGAUUGAAAUGUUCUCUCGGACCGCUUACAAUACAAGAACAUUCUGAUGAUGAUUUCUUUUCUCCUAGCUGUGUCGAAUUUCUUUUUGUCAUUUGUGACUUUUUUCACAAUAACUUUACCUGUCAUAAUGAUAAUGAUGAAGAAGAACACCCUCCUCCUGCAGCACAGACCCUCUCAGGGGGCCAACCCUAUUGGCUUGCUUUGUGUUUUAGCCCUGCGGGCUAAUAGGAAGACAGCCAAGGGUUGUGACCCCGUCAGUUAUGUCACUCAGGAAUCAGGUGUUUGUAAAUCAUGUUUAUGUUUUGUGCUUUGUACCAUACUUCUACUUCAUUUCAAUAAAAUAUGCUAAAAAAAUGUUGUUAUACUGUCAGACUUUAUAUUUUUAAAUCCAUGUUCCAACACCCAAAAAACUCAUAAUUUGCAUUUUUUUCUUUCUUUUUUUACACUGAGCCAAAAGGCAUGUUUACACGAGGCAUCAGUUCUCUAAAAUAAUCUUGUGAAGAUUACUUAGCUUUCUUUGAAAAGCUUCUAUAUUUUAUGUUCAAAUAUUUAUAAAUGGUCUUAAAUUUUUUUUUUAAUAAAAGUACCUUGUUGCAACACAUGCACUAUACAAAUUGUAAAAUGUAUUCAAACACUCCACAGACGUGUAUUUGGAACGUGUCUGACUUUGUCAUUCCUAGAGCAGACUCUUGCCUAAUAUUGAUUGGCUUGUCUGUGUGGAGACGGGUGAAUGCAUUAGUACCCAGCUCACUCUGCCACUAGAAAUAUAUUAAGUUCAUGUAUUAGGCACCCUGUCUGGUUACCAUGGAGAUGCGCAGGGAGUGAGGGACCAGGGAGGAUAGGGGGCGGGGGGUGAGAAGGAUGGGAGACCGAGUGGGGGAUACAGGAUGUGAUGAGGCAGUCGACUUGAUUUGUAGUCCUGUUCCCUCUUCCUCCUCAGUCUGUCACUUAUGUCCUCUCCUGCCUCUUGAACCCUCCUUCCCUUUGUUCCUCCAUGCUUCAUUCUCAUUUUCUUUCUCAUAUUAUUUUGUCACUACUUCUCACAUCUUAACCCCAUAAGCAUAUGCAUAUGCGCCAUUGCUCUGAGCGCUCAUUUUUACAUUGAUGAUCCUUCUUUUGGUGGGGGGGGGCUUUUGCUCUCCAGCUCGCAAUUGCCACACCAGCAGUUAGAAUUGUAUUCUAUGUGCAUGUUUCUUUCUACUUUGUCUCUCUACUACAUGAGCAUUUAACUCCCUCUUCUUCUGCCCCUCUCCCCUACACCGCCGCCUCCCACCUUGGCUCGCUCCAUCAUCUGUGCUCUGCAGCAAAACUGGUGCAUUGAGGCAGCAGGAAAUCGGGGUAGACAAUAGAAUGCUGGGAGGUAUAGAGGGGAGUCUGUGAUGCUCUCCCUUCAAGCCAAAGCAUGCGGAGGAAACAUGAGCAGGACAUUUUAUGUCAUCUCAUGCACAAUUUUAUAUUCAAAGCUUUAUUUUUUUUUAAACCUGUGAAUAACAUAUAUGCUCGGAAUGUGUACAAGUAUGGUUACUACAAGCGCUGGAUUUAAACGAAAACAGGUCAUGAAGAAACAUUUGUUUUGAGGUUGUUGCUUCUGCUACAAAAUGUGUACAUCUGCUUUGCGUCUGGUGUGCGUUUGCUUGCUGUUCAGGACUUCUUUGAGCUGCUUUCAGUGCUUUGUGGAUGUUUCAGACAGUCUUCGCCUGUGUUGGGGUCACAUAGUGACUGAAAACAAUGUAAGAAAUGUUGACGCCUGCUUCAAGAAGCUGGACCGCAUAUUCAACUACCACGAGAAAGUAAUUGAGGCUGGAAGAGUGGGCAGAGGUUACGGAGAACAACUGAAAAAACUUCUGGAUGCAGAGAUCCUGCCUUUGGUGAAAGAGUUCAACGAAAAGCUGAACAAAGACACAGUGUAUGAGGAAAGGUUGCAGAGAGCCGCAGACAAUUUCAUUGCAGCUGCCUCCAAACUGCCUAGAGUCUCUGGAUGCUUCCCUCCUUGUGGUUUUCAGAGUGCAGGUGCAGUGUACAACUGUGUUACCUGCCAAUAUGACUCCUGUGAAUUCCCUCUCGACUGUCCAGUUAAAGACAUUAACGCAACAGAGAACAGCAGGAGCCAAAUGUGGUGCGAAGUGCCCUUCCACUUACCAGGUGAUAUUCAGGUGAUCUGGAGGGUUGCAGAAGAGGUGAAGACUCAGCAGGUGGAUCAGUUUAAAGAAGUGACAGCAGGGUUGGACAGGCUCUAUUCUAUCCCUUCAGCCAGCUUGCAGCAUCAGGGCACCUACCAGUGCGAGAUCUACUCGGGCCAGCGCUCCAUUGUCAGGCUUUACUUCUUUCUCACAGUGACCCCCGAGGUUUUGUUAGGCCACACAGAGCUGCAGGAGAUAUUCGACCUGUCUCUGCUCCCGGCAGGGCGGUUACUCCCUGAUCCUGGUGCUUCGCCCUGCUGCAUCCUCCUCUCCUUGCCUCUGCUUCUCACCACCUGUUUAACGGCUCUGUUCCUUCUGUUGUUCCUCUCCCUGGGGCGGAAGGGAUCUGAUUUUGAUUGGACCUUCAGCUGGUCUCAAGAAGACAAUGAUGGAGCUGAUGACUGCUACCCCUUUCUAUCACCUCAAUACAUCAGAAGCCACUGGACGAAACGUCUCUUUGUAUGACGACGACGAGUACGACUAUAAGGACGAGCAUGCUGAACUGAGACAGUCUCUCAACAUCAUGUCUCUCAUCGUUUACUGCCUGGCCUUUGUUCUUGGUGUGCUCGGCAACGGUGUGGUUAUCUGGGUGACCGGCUUCA
Pungitius pungitius (ninespine stickleback) is the source of this 2835-nucleotide messenger RNA. It is a transcript of the gene spaca6, whose product is annotated as sperm acrosome associated 6. Gene Ontology annotation, biological process: fusion of sperm to egg plasma membrane involved in single fertilization. The transcript has 10 exons. The record is from RefSeq and is a predicted model, not a curated record. Bases 1652 to 2698 code for a protein of 348 amino acids. NCBI's taxonomy places the organism in Eukaryota, Metazoa, Chordata, Actinopteri, Perciformes, Gasterosteidae.